CCCGAUGUUCUAGGAGGGCAAAAAUAAGAAAAGCCAAGAAUGAUCACAACCAUAUGGAGGCUCCUUUUUCCUGAGAGGGAAGGAGAGAGCGAGAGGGGGAGAGAGAGAGGGGGGACGUUCUGGAAGGCUGACGAGAAGGAAACAUUUGGGACGGGGAAAAAAAAAAGAAAGGUGGAAAGAGAGUAAAGAUGCCUGCCAAGGGGAUGAAACAUCAGAAGAUAAAGAUGAUACAAGAAACAUGAGGAAACCGAGGAAUGCGGCAGCUCACAUAUGUGUGUGUGUGUGUGUGUGUGUGUGUGAGGGGUAAAAUGUGUUUUUCUAUUCUGGAAUUUGAGGGCAGGGUCUGAGGGUAGGAAACCGGAGAGAAGAAGGAGAACAAGGAAGCAGUCUGCUGUUCCGCACUCCGGUGGCGGAUUGGAGCCGCUCGCAAGACUUCUCCCGGCCAUGUCCGCCGUCUGGAAUGUCCAGUCACUUCCUCUGUCUGCCCGGCGCUCCAACGGAGGGUUGUCCUCCCUCCCUCCCUCUGCCCUGACAGCACUCCCAGGAACCCGCCGGGGACCGAGCCAGCCACCCCCGACGGGACGCCGCUGACGGGAACAUCCAGCAUGAGCGCGAGACCCCCGGAGUCGCCCGCAUCCAACUCGGACACGCUGCGAAUGGAACCUGGGCUCGGACGAAGCGAAGGCGACUGCAGUCAUCAGCUCGGCUUUUUGGAGGGUUUUCCCAUUCCCCGUUCCAUAUGGCAGCGGAGCCGGGGAGUCAUUUGAAUUAGUCUGGUUCCUGUUGCAUGCCUGUCUGGUUUUCAGCGCUGACCGAGUCCAUCCUGUUUGUUUCCGCCCCUGCCGUUUGUUUGUUUUGCCGCUCUCGGUUCCCCUUUUGCUGUUGUUUGCACGUUUUGGGACAAGACGAGGGCUUGUUGUGUUUGUGGUGGAGCUUAAAGGCAGCGGCACCGCCUCAGGGCCGGCUGCUCCAUUCAGACCUCCCUCCCUCCGCCUCCCUCCGCCCCCCUCCGCCGCGCCGCUGUGAUGGUCCGUGUUUGUUGGAGCAACACACCCACCCGGGCGCAGCGGCUCUCCGCCGCGGGCUGAAACUGUGUCUCUCUCUGCAGCCGCGUCCUAUCAGAAAGCUGCACUGGAGCUUUUGCCCAGCUCACCAUCGGGUUGCCUGUUGAUGCUUUAUUCCUCCACCGCCACAGGAUGUGCGACCACCAAGGAACUGUCAAGGACCCGGGAAGUGCUCGCCGGUGUAUCGUGAAGAAAGGGAUCAUGGGAAAGUUCUAAACGCCAGCAGUACGCCUCAAAUCAAACUCUGGCGCCGAAAAACAUGGACGGCCCUCCGCCGGCUUAAACCCCCCCGGGUUAAGUUCAUCGCCUUAUGUGGAUUAUUUUUUAUGAACACAUCUCCCGACGUCGAUCGCCAUGGCUACGGCGGCGUGGUAUCACCGUGACAUCAGCCGCGUGCGCGCAGAGGACCUGCUGGCACGGGCAGGGAGGGACGGCAGCUACCUGGUGAGAGACAGCGAGUCCGUGCCAGGAGCCUACGCGCUGUGCCUGCUGUUCCAGCGUCACGUUCACACCUAUCGCAUCCUUCCCGACGCAGACGGCCAUCUAGCGGUGCAGACGACACAGGGGGCGCAGGUAAGCUGCUUCCGGACCCUGGAGGACCUGGUGUUGGGGUACCAGCAUCCCCACAAGGGCCUGGUCACUCCUCUGCUCCACGCUGUCGCCCGGGAUGCGGACGGCGGGGAGGAGAGCUCAGAUGACGAGAAGCAGCCCCCGGGUCCGUCCUCGGUCCACGCUGUGCCUUCCGCAGCACCGCCGGCAAAACCAGCACCUCACGGCCUGUUUCUGGAUGCGCUGCGGGAGCGGCACACAUCCAGCGCCGCGGGUGACGUGAUCGAUCUACUCAACGACUACCUCUUCAGUGAGCUGCCUCUUGACAUUGAGAAUGUGCACCAAGGGGCCACGACUCUGUCCCACCUCAAGCGUACUCUGGGUACUGCGUGCCAAGGCUUAAACAGCGAAAUUGACGUGACCCUCUCAAGCCUGGAAACCCUGGCCAAGGUGUUCGACCAUCCGAGCUGCUCUCUGACGCACACCAAGAAACAGGGCCCUGAGAUGGAUAUCGACAGUCUGCUGUGUAAGGUUUCAGCUUUGGUCAGCCUCCUUUCCUCACUGGAGAAAAAGGUGUUACAAGCGUUGCAAGAUGCGGUGACCAAUCACAAUCUGGCAGUGCAGCCUAACCCCGCCCCUCCCGAACCGGCACCUGUCAAGAACCAUGCCGGACAGCUGCCAGUUCACUCCUUCCAGGUGAAGAUGGUGAGGUACGGCAGACAGACGGUUUCGGUGGACGUGGACGCGGGAGUGCUGCUCUUCGACAAGAAGUCUGGUUCCUUUGGUGUAGAGAGGGUCUCGCAUGACAGAAUCCUUCAGAUCGUCACCUUCCAGAGCAGUCCGGCAAAGUUGCGCAUGAUGGUCGACAGCCGCCACACGCCGCCGCGGGAAAUGACGUUCGAGAGUGCGCGGAAGCGCGACGCGUUCUGCCGACUCCUCCAGCUGACGAAAACCAGGCACUCCCAGCUGAGGGAACCCGACGUGAUCUCCGUGUUUGUCGGCACCUGGAACAUGGGUGGUUCCCCUCCUCCCCGCAGCCUGCGGUCGUGGGUCACCUGCUGCGGUUUGGGGCACACGCCGGACGAGUCGACCGCCUCGCUCCCGCACGACAUCUACGCCUACGGGACUCAGGAAAACCCUCAGGGGGAGAGAGAGUGGACGGAACACAUCAAAGCGACCCUUCGCAGCAGCACGCACAUUGACUUCAGACAAGUGGCAGUACAGUCUCUGUGGAAUAUGAGGCUGGCUGUGUUUGUAAAGCCGGAGCACGAGGGCCGCGUAAGCCAUGUGCACACAGCCAGUGUGAAGACCGGCUUGGGAAACACAUUGGGAAACAAGGGAGCUGUCGGCAUCUCCCUCCUCUUCAACGGCACAUCUUUUGGGUUUGUUAACUGCCACCUGACGUCUGGAAGUGAAAAAGUCCUGAGGAGGAACCAGAACUUUGUGGACGUCCUCAGACUUCUCUCUCUGGGCGACAAACAGCUCGGUGCCUUCGACAUCAGCCUGCGCUUCACCCACCUCUUGUGGUGCGGAGACCUCAACUACCGACUCGACUUGGAUGUUCAGGACAUCCUGAAACACGUCUCGAGGAGAGAGUUCGAGGAGCUCAUGUGUGCCGACCAGCUGACCAGAGAGAGACACAAGAGGAAGGCCUUCCUCAAUUUCAAGGAAGAGAAGAUCGCAUUUCCACCCACAUAUCGGUAUGAGCGGGGCUCCAGAGACUGCUACCUGUGGCAGAAGUACAAGACUUCAGGAGUGCGAGUUAAUGUUCCGUCGUGGUGUGAUAGGAUUCUGUGGAAGUCCUACCCAGAGACACACGUCUUGUGCACUGCAUACGGUUGCACGGAUGACAUCUUCACGAGCGAUCACUCGCCCGUUUUCGCCACGUUCCAGGUGGGAGUGACGUCCCGGCUCGGCGGCAAAGCAGAUACGCACGCAGGCGUGGAGAAGGCCUGGAUAGAGCUGGAGGGCAUCGAGGCCAUCGUGAAGACGGCGAGCAAGGCAAAGUUCUUCAUCGAUUUCCAUUCGUCUUGCCUUGAAGAGACACGGCGCUCGAGUGAGAACGACUCCCAGAGGUGUGAUGUUCCCGGAUUUCCCAAACUGGGCUGGUCCUUCAAACAACUGCCCAAGCUUCUUCCAAUCAUGUCUGACAUGGAGUAUCUUCAGGAUCAGCACCUGCUGUUGUCUGUCAAGUCAUGUGACGGGUUUGAGUCCUACGGGGAAUGCUGCGUGGCUCUGCGCUCACUCACCGGCGCAUCGGAGCAGUUUGAGACCUGUUUGAGUCACAGAGGCGAGGAGAUGGGCUCCAUAAGAGGACGGGUCAGGGUCCACGUGCCCAAGGACAGACGAGGAACUCGGGAGAAGACCUACGAGUGGUUCUAUUUUGAGAAAGAUGGCAAAGGUCCCGAAAGGGGACAAAUUAAGUCUCCUGCGUCUACAGGAGCCCCAAUAAACAGGACCGUGGCAGCUCCUGGCAAACCAACACCGAGCAGCUACACCAAUCCAGCCUACUUCAUCUUCGAAGGGGUGUCGGUGCCCCGCAGGGUGGAGGAGGCUCUCCCUCAGCGUCGGGACUCGCUGGUGAUCUGGUCUGGAAAUGAGGCCUUGCAGCUCCCGAAAAUCUCAGCACGUAAGGAAUUCGACAGAGGACCCUGUCGCAGAUCAGAUUUCGCAGAAAUUGAAAUUCCAGUCGUCCUGCCCCAGUACGCUCCGGCCAACAACGUCCAUUCGCCACACACCGGCUCCUCCUAUCAGCUUUUCCCGGCUAAGGACCCAUCGCCCGCACCCCCGACCUCAAGCGACGCCACGUCUCUUUACCAGGACCAGACCUCACACACCAGAGACAAAUACCAAGGGGGGAAAAAAAUUGUUGAUGACUCCGUACUGCCCGAAAAGAACUUGAGGAACUUGUAUAUGAAUCACACAGCAAUCAUUAGGGAAAAAGCCAGAAGGGAUCAACAUCAUCAUCAUCAUCAUCAUCAUCAUCAGCAGCAGCUUCUCCCAGAAAGGACCAAACCUGUGUGGGCGGCCGAGGCGCCGUCAGCUGUCCCCUACGUUCCCGCUCAAUCGCCACAUUCUCAGGUCUCUGUUCCCUGGAUGGGGGAUCAGCAGCUGCCGGGACCUUCGGGAGACAACUCCCUCACUGCUUUGCAAAUGGCAAAGUCCCUCAGUGAAGUUGACUUCUUCCCGCCAGUGCAGAGAGUGCCGUCCAUCCCCGACCACAGGCCCAGUUACAGGAACGGCCCCACCUUGCAUGGAGAUAGAGGCUACAGCUGGGAGAAAGAGGUGUCGGUGCUCCAAGGGGCACCAGAGACUGUGCGGGAGCUUCUCAGUGCUCUAGGUCUUCAGAAAUACACCCUGGGACUCAGCCUGAAUGGAUGGGAUGAUCUGGAUUACUUCAGCGGCAUCACUGAGGAGGAUCUACGCGCCGCAGGAGUGACCAACCCUUCGCACCGACGCAGGAUCCUCGAGAACCUGCCCAGCAACUGGAACUGACCCACGGGAAGGAGUCCUAGUGCUCCCCGGGCCAGAGGCGCCAGAACCGAGGUCUGAAAGCGGGCCGGACUGAGUGGAUGCCGGUCGCAUCGGCUGUACCCUUUCACCCGCCCAAUCGAUGGCGCAACGUGGGUUUGUCUGCGCCGACACAGCGCAGGAAGUACCCGUCGGCACAGUCUGCUCUAUUCAUCCGUCCGUCUUGACGGAUAAUGAAAGCGCCGGGUGAUGUGGAUGGAAAACUUCAUUUGUAUCUGCAGUUAUUGACACAAGGGCUCAUUGAUUUAGCUUCAAUGCUUUUUUAAAUGGCUAUGAAAAUACAGUCCUUUCAUUUCCAGUGUGCACUCAAGGUUAGUGUUUGUCGUUCACCUUCAUCCCUUCUACUGUGUGCUUUCCAUUACUCUGCGAUUAUUGAGCCUGGAUCUGAGCUUGUAAAAGCCUCCUAUUAAACCUAUGGAGCAUAAAAUCCAUAGCUGUGUACAUCUACCGGAACAGCGUCUGUAAAGUUGGUAUAGAAGGACCUGCAAUAUAUCGGAUUGUGUUUACUGUCUCAUAAUGUCGCUAUCAUGUCACUUAAUCAGUACCAAUGUCCACUGUGCAUGUUUUAUGCAUCCAUUUAUUUUAAGUGCAUAAAGCGAUCAGUGUUGUUUAAUGGUGUCUUAUUGCUGGAAGAGAGAAAUCACUUUGAGUCGAUCAUCGGCAGAGGUGUAGCCGACUUACUGCUCUAACAAGGCAAAAGGAGAAAUGCAACAAUAUUCUACAGAAAAAUAUUUAACCCAUGGGGCUAUUAUUUGCUAGAUACUUUGCAUAUCCACAGCUAAAAGAUGCCACUCAACACUUUGUGUCACUAAGUCGAGCUAAAUCAUUUUCAUCAAGUUGCAGCAAGAUGUUCAGCUUACUGCGGAGAGAAUAUUCAAUGUGUUUUUGAGUGUUAAAAAACUUAAAUAAAUGGGAUUGCAUUAGUUCUA
Messenger RNA from Gasterosteus aculeatus aculeatus (three-spined stickleback), 6073 nucleotides. RefSeq names its product inositol polyphosphate phosphatase-like 1b (gene inppl1b). NCBI's taxonomy places the organism in Eukaryota, Metazoa, Chordata, Actinopteri, Perciformes, Gasterosteidae. Gene Ontology annotation, biological process: negative regulation of insulin-like growth factor receptor signaling pathway; phosphatidylinositol dephosphorylation; regulation of immune response. Gene Ontology annotation, molecular function: protein binding; inositol-polyphosphate 5-phosphatase activity. Gene Ontology annotation, cellular component: cytosol. The record is from RefSeq and is a predicted model, not a curated record.